AUGGAGAUGCUGAAGGAAUAUGAUCUUGCUGUGAUUUGCCAACGUGAACUCAAAUCUAAUCUAAAGAAGAAGUUUCAAUGUGUAUUUGAGGGGAUCGCUAAACAAGGAAACCCAACACUUCCCAAUAAGAUCUACACAGAGCUCUACAUCACAGAGGGUGGAACAGGAGAGGUCAAUAAUGAACAUGAGCUGAGACAGAUUGAGACAACAACCAGGAAUCAAGCAAGACCAGAGACUGCAAUCAAAUGUAACGACAUCUUCAAACCCUUAACUGGACAAGACAAACCUAUCAGAACUGUGCUGACAAAGGGAGUCGCUGGCAUUGGAAAAACAGUCUCUGUGCAGAAGUUCAUUCUGGACUGGGCUGAAGGAAAAGCAAAUCAGGAUGUCCAAUUUGUAUUUUCAUUCCCUUUUCGGGAGCUGAAUUUGAUGAAAGAGGACAAACACACUUUCAUUGAACUUCUUAAUCACUUCUCAAUGGAAACCAAACAGUCAGGAAUCUCCAACUUCGACAAGUACAAAGUUCUGUUCAUCUUUGAUGGUCUGGAUGAGUGCCGACUGCCCCUAGACUUCCAGAAGAACAAGAUCUGUUGUGAUAUCACAGAGUCAACCUCGGUGGAUGUUCUGCUGACAAACCUCAUCAAGGGAAAUCUGCUUCCCUCUGCCCUCCUCUGGAUAACUACCCGACCAGCAGCAGCCAAUAAGAUCCCUUCAGGGUGUGUUCACCAGGUGACAGAGGUACGAGGGUUCAAUGACCAACAGAAGGAGGAGUACUUCAGGAAGAGAUUCAGUGAUGAGGACCUGGCCAGCAGAAUCAUCUCACACAUAAAGACAUCAAGGAGCCUCCACAUCAUGUGCCACAUUCCAGUCUUCUGUUGGAUUUCUGCAAUAGUCCUUGAACACAUGCUGAAACAUAAGAGAGAAGAGAUGCCCAAGACUCUGACUGAGAUGUACACACACCUUGUGGUGUUUCAUACCAAACAGAAGAAUGCAAAGUAUCUUGGGAAAGAAGAGACAGGUCCACACUGGAAUAAAGAGAGCAUUCUGUCACUGGGAAAACUGGCUUUUCAACAGCUUGUGAAUGGCAAUCUGAUUUUCUAUGAAGACCUGAAGGAGGCUGGCAUUGAUGUCAAUGAAGCCUCAGUGUACUCAGGAUUGUGCACACAGCUCUUUAAAGAGGAACGUGGGCUGUACCAGGACAAGGUGUACUGCUUUGUUCAUCUGAGCAUUCAGGAGUUUCUGGCUGCUGUAUAUGUGUUCCUCUCAUUCAUCAACAACAAUGAGAAUGUAAUGGACAAACUGCAAUCAACAUCCAGGAACUUUUCUGUGAGGAUCAAACAAAGGCGUAAAGUUACUUUCUACAAGAGUGCUGUGGAUAAAGCCUUACAAAGUGAGACGGGAAACCUGGACCUUUUCCUCCGCUUCCUUCUGGGCCUCUCACUGGAGUCCAAUCAGAAGCACUUACGAGGUCUACUGACAAAGACAAGAAGCAGCUCACAGAGCCAUGAAGAAACAGUCAAGUACAUCAAGGAGAAGAUCAGGGAGAAUCCCUCUCCAGAGAGGAGCAUCAAUCUGUUCCACUGUCUGAAUGAACUGAAUGACCAUUCUCUUGUGGAGGAGAUUCAAAUAUAUCUGAGAUCAGGAAGUCUCUCAAAACCCAACCUGUCACCUGCACAGUGGUCAGCUCUGGUCUUUGUGUUGCUGACUUCAGAAAAGGAGCUGGAUGUGUUUGACCUGAAGAAAUACUCCAGAUCAGAGGAAGGUCUUCUGAGGCUGCUGCCAGUGGUCAAAGCCUCCAGAGCUGUUCUGUGAGUA
Oncorhynchus masou masou (cherry salmon) is the source of this 1815-nucleotide messenger RNA. Its product is annotated as NLR family CARD domain-containing protein 3-like. The coding region runs from base 1 to 1812 and encodes 603 amino acids. Gene Ontology annotation, biological process: intracellular signal transduction. The transcript has 2 exons. The record is from RefSeq and is a predicted model, not a curated record. Lineage: Eukaryota; Metazoa; Chordata; Actinopteri; Salmoniformes; Salmonidae.